Messenger RNA from Bursaphelenchus xylophilus (pine wood nematode), 1616 nucleotides. The record is from the annotation of a GenBank genome assembly. Lineage: Eukaryota; Metazoa; Nematoda; Chromadorea; Rhabditida; Aphelenchoididae.
AUGGGGACUUACCGAAGGUUUAUCAUCAAUUUUACGGCAAGUCGGAGGCCAUAGGAUGAUGUGAAGAUUCUCUUUUUAGAUUCAUGACAUUCUCUUUUCCUUUACUCUGGGGGUUCUGUCAAAUCCAGACCCAUUAUUUCCUUACAGCGGAUUUGUGAUCAACGGGCUCUUUAGACAUCUUGGAAGCUAUGGAGCUUUUGCUGCGGUAUGGAAAAGAGCUGCAAUGUAUUAUUACAUUGGCGGAUCUGGUCCAUUGGCAAAAAGCGUUCCAUUUUGCAUCCAGAAAGUAUCAAAAUGUGGCAAAAUAUACCUGCCUUUCCAAGUGAAAAAACUCCAACUUCAAAAAGCGCGCACGCUCUUUUCGUCAGAGAGAAGGCGCUUUCAUUAGUUGAAGAGGGAUGUAUUUUGCUAUAUUUAUGCUUCCCGGAGGUAAAACGAUACGUUUUUUGCUAUUGGAUCAGGUACGCCACUGUAAAUAUUUUUUUUGACAUUUCUGAAAUUUUUUCUUUUUGAAGGCUUAACCUUGAAACGGUAAAUUCAAUUACUGUUUUUGGUCAAACUAAUAUUAUAGAUAAACUUUACAAAAAUACACAGAAAAGGAUCCCUCUGAACCCGACGUUUUUACCCUGCAUAAAUUUUCAGGCAGGUGGGCUUGUCGCGACUGCUGGCUAUGCGCUGUCUACUCAGUGUGCCUGCAUUAUUUAUCGAUUCGCGGUCCUCCAAGAAGACCCUCGAAUAGUCGACUUUGUGGUGUCUACUACAACCUGGAUUGUCUGUUAUAUAUCAGCAUUUGGCGUGUGUAUUUUUGCAGCGUCUUUGUUGAAACAAUUUCUAAUUCCUCAAGAGGUCAGCUCAAAUCUUUCUAUCUUGAAAAAAUUGACUGUAAAGUGUACGCUAACCGUUUAUUUUCAGUUAAUUUUGGGGAAAAUGGCACUUGUUCAGCCUUAUAUUAAUCAAAAAUUACCUAACAUAAGUGGCAAAGUAGUGGUUUACUUUGAUUAUGACAAUACUUUUGCGGCCAUCACGGGUGGCGCUGUAUUCUUUGGAUUCUUCGCAGCCGAGUUUAUUUCUUUUGGGUGUGUUUUUAUGAUUUUACAUGAACUGGAAGCAAAAAAGGAGAGCUUUUCCAGUAUUACGUAUAAGUUGCACCGACAACUUACUAUUGCGUUGGGGGCUCAGGUAAGGUAUCAACAAGGUAUACUGCAGAAAAUCAAAGGAAAAAACAGAGAAAAAGCAUUCUUUGGCAACAUUUUUGUGGUCUUUCUGACUUCAGCCAUGCAUUUUUCCACAUUCCUAAACUUUUUUAUCUCACUUACAAUUUUCAGCUCCUUACCCCAUUCAUCUUCAUAAUUUUCCCGGUAACGCUUGGCAUUUUGGCGACUUACAAUUACUGGAGUGUAAACGAGAGCUACAGUCAGUUCUUUGUCAUCUCCAUUGACUUCUAUGGCGCCGCCAACUCUCUAAUCACCCUUUACUUUGUAAAACCUUAUCGAGUUUACUUGUCGAACAAAUUAAAGCUGGCUCUUCGCUAUCUGUCCUGUGGAAGAUUCGGGAAAGGACCGGAAGUCAUCGUGGUUAUGGCGCCUGAAACCACGCUUGCCAGCAUAAUGGGCUGA